AUUAUAAUUUAUGACAGCUCUGAGCGAACUCUCAAACAAAUAUACAGUAAAAAUCGCCACAUUUUUCAAGUGCUGUAUUUCACUGUUAGAGAGACAAAGGAGUUAGUUCACAUUAUUACAAAGAGACUUGAAAGAGUCAAGAGAUAGUUCGUAUGCUUCAGACGACCGACUAUGAUAACUGACCGGCCAUAAAUCGGUCCAGAUUCGGUCGGUAGCUCGCAACCAGCUGCGCUCUUUUCCGAGUCCUGCCUAUAACAAUUUUUGAUUGGCGAUUUGGAGGCUUCCGCCAAUCAAAAAAUUGAAUCCCUAUCCGAAGAUGUUCGGUUUAUUUUGGUCGGCCAGCUGGUUGUAGAUUAUUGUCGUUUUUUCCAAUCUGCACUCAUAUCUGUAGUUAUUUAUCUGUUGAUCAGUUUUGAUUUCUUUAGUAACUGUGAGUUUAGUUUAGAACAUUCCUGUGACAUAAGACCCGAUGAAAGUUUUUGACCUGAUUUACUAACUUGUGAGUUUUGCUCAAAUUAAAAAGGACCGAACUCCUCAGCAGUUUCUGCGUUCCAAACUGGCUGUGAAGUGUGAGGAUCUUCGACUGGUAGGCUGUUACCGUGUUUCGACGUUCUUCUGGUGUCGUCUUCUGACAUGCGAGUCUCCUCAAUCUCUGGAGAAAGAGAACUAGAUCCUUUAGAUUAACCUUUCAGCUGGCUGCUGUGGGAUUGUAACUUAUUGAAGAGUUGAAAAGUUUUUUGCACGAGAAUGGACAAUUCCAAUCUGCGUGAGCUUGGGGCUUUGGAACAUCCAACGUUAAAGGUUCCUUACGAAGUUUUCAACAAGCGCUAUCGCCUGAGUCAGAAGAUCAUUGACAAGGAGCAGCACGCGGUGUCCAGUGCGGUGGACGAAGUGGAGAAGUGUUUAAAUUCAACAUCAUCAGAAAAUCUGCCCAACAUGGUUGCUCUUUUGGAUACUGUUAUGGAGAAACUGAAAGCCUUAAAGCGAAAGGCUGGCGAAAGCAUCGACGAAGAUGUAAAUGCGGCAAGAGUCUGCAAAAUGCGCGUGGAUCAUCUGCGCACAAUAGAAAGCAACCCGAUACAGUUUGAGAAGAAGAGGAUCGAUCGGCUGUUGGUGGAGCACUGCUUUCGCUGUGGACAUUACGAAACAGCCAGUCUGCUGGCCAAGCGGGCGGAUGUGGAAGAAUUCACCAAUCUGGAGCUCUUUACUACGGCGCGUGACAUCGAGGCCUCACUGGCCAGCCGAAAAACUGAUCUCGCUCUGGCAUGGUGUGCCGAGAAUCGCUCGCGGCUGAAGAAAACUGGCAGUUUUCUGGAGUUUCACCUUCGACAGCAGGAAGUGAUUGAACUGAUCAAGAAGGGACGAGGCGGAUGUAUGGAUGCCAUUUUGCAUGCCCGGAAGCACUUCAUACAGCUGGAAGACUAUAAGUUAUAUGAAAAAGAUAUCCAGAAAACCAUGAUUUUGCUGGCAGUGCUUCCUAAGAAUAUUUCUGAAAAGAAUAAUCCGUACCAUGAUCUUCUAAGCGAUGUUCGUUGGACAUGGUUGAUUGAGGAAUUUCGCAAGGAAAUUUUGCGGAUGUAUCAGCUGAGUCCUGAAUCGGUGUUUGCCGUUACAUUACAAGCUGGAUUAGCCUCGCUAAAGACGCCGGCUUGUAUGUCGGACACGGAACGCAAGAAUCCCGAUUGUCCCGUGUGUAAUGAGAACCUUAAUGUGAUCGCUACUUCCUUGCCCUUUGCGCAUUGCUCACAAUCGCGAUUGGUAUGUUAUAUUUCGGGAGAGCCCAUGAACGAAACGAAUCGCCCCAUGAUGCUUCCGAAUGGAUACGUUUAUGGAGAAAAGUCUCUAAUGCUGAUGGCUACGAACAAUAACGAUGUCCUCACCUGCCCACGAACGGGAAGCGUGUACAAGUUGGCAGAUGCCCAACGGGUUUACGUGAUGUAAAAGAGUUACGUGGUUGUGUGAAAUGGUCGCGGAAACUGAGGCUAACCGGUGAGCUUCUGUUCACCGCGUUUUUUGUGUUGCUACAUUUGUGUUUUUAUAAAAGCAGUUCUUCGUUUAGAUGUUGGCUGUUUCCGUUUUACAGUUUGUUCAUUGUGUCUGAUGUUAUUUUGAUGGAUGUGUUGCCUUAUGGUUAGAGUUGUACUUUUUUUUCUAAAUCCUGUGUCGUAGAUGUAGUAGCCCGGAAGAAAAUAUCACUAACAAUAAUUACUGAAGUUA
Molecule: messenger RNA, 2217 nt
Organism: Paramacrobiotus metropolitanus
Lineage: Eukaryota; Metazoa; Tardigrada; Eutardigrada; Parachela; Macrobiotidae
Product: E3 ubiquitin-protein transferase MAEA-like
Exons: 8
Coding region: 748-1941 (397 amino acids)
Biological process (GO): proteasome-mediated ubiquitin-dependent protein catabolic process
Cellular component (GO): GID complex; nucleus; cytoplasm
Molecular function (GO): protein binding; ubiquitin protein ligase activity
Source: RefSeq, a predicted model, not a curated record